AUUGCAGUCAUCUUCCGCGUGUACUGCGCGGACCACACGUACUGCACGCUGCGCUGCCCGGUGUCCUCCACGGCGGAGCACAUCAAACUGUCGGCCGCCGACAAGCUCAAGCUGGGCCCCACCGAGGACCUGGUGCUCGUGGAGGUGCGCUCCACUGGGGAGCGGAUCGUCAUCCCGGACAACGACCUGUCCGUGCCCACUGGCCUCGCGGGUCUCAACGCGCGCCUCUUCGUCGCCCCGCGGGAGCACAUCGACGCGCUGACGCCGUUGCCGGAGCAGGAGGGGGCGACGGAGGCCCUGGAGAUUGACCUCGAGUUGUUUAGCAUGAAGGAGCUGGCCUACCACAUGACCCUCUUCGACUGGGACCUGUUCUGGAGCGUUCACGAGUACGAGCUGCUGUACAAGACGUUCGGCAGGCAAUCCUUCAACCAGAUCACAGCCAACCUGGACGUGUUCUUGCGCCGCUUCAACGAGAUCCAGUAUUGGGUCAUCACUGAAGUGUGCCUCGCCACGCAGCUGUCAAAGCGAGUGUCUGUGCUGCGCAAGAUGAUCAAGUUGGCCCAGUACUGCCGUGACUUCAAAAACCUGAAUGCGCUGUUUGCCAUCGUGAUGGGCCUCGGAAACGUGGCCGUGUCGAGACUGUCGCUGACGUGGGAGAAACUGCCUUCCAAGUCGCGCAAGCUGUUCACCGAGCUGGAGGCUCUCAUCGACCCGACGAGGAACCACAGAGCCUAUCGGAUAGCGGUAGGCCGACUCUCGCCGCCAGUCAUUCCGUUCAUGCCGCUGCUGAUCAAGGAUAUGACCUUUACUCACGAGGGCAACAAAACUUUCUCAGACGGUCACCUCGUCAAUUUUGAGAAGAUGCACAUGCUGGCUCAGACCAUGCGUAGUAUCAGGAACUGUAGAUCAAGGCAUUUAGUUUUGGAACCCUUUUCACCAAAGGCCGAGCAGGACAUAAAGGAAUAUAUCUCUGCUCUGAGAGUUAUCGACAAUACAAGAUUGCUAAACAGCCUCUCACAGAAAUUAGAACCAAGACGGUCAUAGAUGCCAAUAAGUUGCUGACCACCAUCUAGUCAAGUCGAGUAAAUUCCGACAAUUAAGCCAAAUAAAACAUUUCAUAAGUCGAUUUGACGGCGAGUCAUACAGUAAAUGUAGAUUCGACAUAGAACUGACAUAUUUAUUUUUAUCCUUUGCUGUGUAUUCUCAUUUUCAUUGAAAAUCAUGUCAUCUCGCCUCUCUCAUAUGUCGCCACCAUCCUGGAAAUGCGUCAGGUAGUAUUGCACAAUGAACAGUGCAGUACCACUGAGUCCUGUAGGUGUUAAUGUGAUGUUUUGUAUGAAAGUACUUACUUUGUAAGAUGUAAAUAGUGUAUUUUAAUUUUAGAACUUGAAUACAACAGAAUUUAGUCCAAAUACCAGUGAGGUAUUGCUCGUCCAAAUUAAGAAAGGAAGAAUUCCAUAGAUUUUUCAAAUUAAUAAACAUUGAAAUUUGGAGUGCACUGUAAUGGUAUCCAAUAUAUUUUUAAUCUCACUGGCGAUAAUGGUGGAAAUAUGACAAGUUGUCUAGUGUCGUCUAAGACAGGAAAAAAACUAAAAGUUAAGGAAAUUUUAGGUACCAUGACCAAGGAAAAAGAAAUCAAAAUAGUAAAGUUUGUAUUAUUUUCAUUUUUAUAAGUUUGUACAUGCUAUUGGACUUCAUGUACUCAAUUGUAAGAUCUAUUUUUCCUCACUUUAUAAUUGGGCCCAAUAUCUGUUUAAUUUGCUCCUUGGUAAAUCAAAUUUGACUCUGAACAAUAAGUAGAUCUAUUUAUUUGCAUUGUGCUCCAUUCUAAAUUGUUUGGACAAACACAUGGGAUUGAGUAUGGCAGAUUCAAUAAAAGCUCCUGCCUGACUGUUGACUGCAAAAGAGAAAAUUUCUUUUUAAAAUAAAAUAGGUUUAAUCACUGUACAUGCAUGUACAUAUUUAAAUUGUACAUACUCCACAGAUCUUUUGCAUCUUGUUAAAUGAUAAUGUAGAAUAUGAUUAUAGAAAUGUCAUUUUCUUUCCUAACUCUCUUAUUAAUCAGCAGAUAUUUUUACCCUACCUUGCCUUAAAUUUCAAUCUUAUAGACUGACCUUUUGCAAUGAAUUUCCUUAUUCUCUUUUUAUACCUCACUUUCCUCUCCUUAGCACUUCAGAAAUUGGUUAAAGGUUUAGUUAUAAGAAUCAACAAAAUUCAUUGGUAGAACAUAUCUACAUUUACUAUACUGGGAUAAAUCUUUAUGACAGAAUGUGUUUAGAUCUAGAUCAUUGCUAGGUAUAAGGUAAAAGGACAGGACAGCCCCCUUUAUUAAUUGUUCAUAUGUCAUACAGGGUCUCAUCCAUUACUCUUUUCGACUAAACAAAAUUAAUUGUAAGUCCUAUUUCUACUUAGUUACAGAUACAUGUGACAAUCAAUGUAUGUUGAUUCAAUUGUGGGAGAGCUAUAGGAGUGAGAAUUAUACUGUCCAAACCUAUCAUAUACAUAUACCUAUAAAGUUUGCACCCAUUUCGUUCUCUAUUCAUACAAUCCUAAAAGCUGAAAAAGCUGAACAAACUAUAAAUCGAUUGUCAUAUUUUCCUCCUUUUUUCCUCGGUGCUUCCCAGCAUAACUCUGCUGUGAUCUAUGUAUAAAAUCUUGUCUUUGUACAAUCAAUCAACCUAUCUGUGAUGUGUGCUUGUAAUAUCUUUAAUUCCAACUUCUUUCUAAUUAUGUACAGUAUAUGUUAUUAGGCUAGAGAGACUAUUCUCCGAACUUCAUUUUACUUCGUUUAAGUCCACGUUUCCUUGCUCACUUUGCUCAUAUCUAGUCUUUCACAUUUUCUUUUACAUGAAUAAAAUAACGUCUGGCAGAGUAUUAACACGUAGAGUCCCAGGGGUGUCCCCUUUUAGAUGCUAUUGUGGCCAAACGUGUGGUCGUGUGAGACUCAACAUGUUUCUUCAUUUAAAAAAAAAUACGACAAAAAACAGGCUAUGUCUUCUAGUUGACGAAAUUUCUUCUGAAAUUGAUAAGCUAGAUUGUAACUCCAUGACAAAAUAUAAUAUUAGUUAAGGAAAAAGUCAAUGUAUGUGUGUGUGAGAAAACUAUUCGUCCAAUACAACCAAUUUCAGCAAAA
This is a messenger RNA of Frankliniella occidentalis (western flower thrips), 3133 nucleotides long. RefSeq names its product rap guanine nucleotide exchange factor 4-like. Gene Ontology annotation, cellular component: plasma membrane. Gene Ontology annotation, biological process: Ras protein signal transduction; positive regulation of GTPase activity. NCBI's taxonomy places the organism in Eukaryota, Metazoa, Arthropoda, Insecta, Thysanoptera, Thripidae. The transcript is spliced from 6 exons. The annotation marks the transcript as partial. Gene Ontology annotation, molecular function: guanyl-nucleotide exchange factor activity. The record is from RefSeq and is a predicted model, not a curated record.